This is a messenger RNA of Echinops telfairi (small Madagascar hedgehog), 1279 nucleotides long. RefSeq names its product proline rich and Gla domain 2 (gene PRRG2). Lineage: Eukaryota; Metazoa; Chordata; Mammalia; Afrosoricida; Tenrecidae. Gene Ontology annotation, cellular component: extracellular region. The transcript is spliced from 8 exons. Gene Ontology annotation, molecular function: calcium ion binding. Bases 147 to 734 code for a protein of 195 amino acids. The record is from RefSeq and is a predicted model, not a curated record.
CGUCCGAAGGUCCCUUUAAGUACAUUGUCGCUUUCCUGAGUACCGCCCUGGACAGCUGGCCACAGCUGCCCAAGGAGGCCCGCCCCCCUCUCCGGAUCAAAGAGGAAGGGACAGUGCUCACAGGUCUGGGCAGGUGUCCACAAAAUAUGAGGGGCCACCCCUCUCUACUGCUGCUGUACCUGGGAUUGACCACCUGCCUGGACAUCACUCCCAGUGGGGAGCAGGAUCAAGAAGUCUUCCUGGACUCCCCAGAGGCUCAGAGUUUCCUGGGCAGCCGCAAGCGAGUGCCCAGAGCCAAUCACUGGGACCUGGAGCUGCUGACACCAGGGAACCUGGAGCGGGAGUGCAUUGAAGAGCGGUGCUCCUGGGAGGAAGCGAGGGAAGUCUUCGAAGACAACACACUGACGGAGCGCUUCUGGGAAACCUACACCUACAAUGGCAAAGGAGGGCGCAGACGCGUGGACCUCGCAGGGCUGGCAGUGGGGCUGGCCUCUGGUUUUCUUCUCAUCAUCCUGUCCGGCGUGGGAGCUCUCUGGUAUCUGAAUUACCGACGGCGCCGAAACCAGCAGUCCAGUCCCCAAGAGGUGGUGCUCAUCAGCCCCGUGGACACGCCGACGCCCCUGCCUCCACCCCCACCUCCAGGUCUCCCCACCUAUGAGGAGGCUCUGGAGGCCUCUGGGGUACACGACGCGCCUCCACCCCCUUACACCAGCCUCAGGAGGCCUCAACACUGAAGAGCAGUUUCAGAGCCGGGUUCCCUAGACUGCCCGGUUCUUCCCGUCUCCGGAAUCUUCCAAAUCUCUCAAGAUCGGGGCCGAGCUGGUGGGCGUGGAAGGAAGGGUCGUCUAGCCCGAGCCCUACACUCGCCCCGAACGUACUCACACUUGUCUCUGGCUAGCGGGCCCCCACGUUCUUCUGAUCUCUGGCACCUACCAGCCCCGCCCUCGGACCCUGGCGCACGGACCAGUUCUGCGGACUCCUGUGUGUGGGCAGAUGGGACCGUAGCCGUCGCCCUCCAGUCCCACGGGCCACGCACAAGCAGAGCCUCAAGUACGCACACCCGCCCAGGGGGUGCUUCGCAACCCCGGGAAAGAAAGGGGGUCGGGGAUGUGGUGUGCGCAUACUAACAAGAAUGUUCGCUCCCAUUGCAUCGGGGAUGGGGGUGAGACUGGAUUUAAGCUGUUCUCCCAAAUAAAGACCAUUUAGGGGAAGAAAAUAAAAAGCCUUCAAAAGCCGAAACAACACAAAAAGAGGAAAAGCGAAAGAAACCGCGUUCCCG